Urocitellus parryii (Arctic ground squirrel) is the source of this 2580-nucleotide messenger RNA. It is a transcript of the gene Lrrd1, whose product is annotated as leucine rich repeats and death domain containing 1. Gene Ontology annotation, molecular function: protein binding. The record is from RefSeq and is a predicted model, not a curated record. Gene Ontology annotation, cellular component: cytoplasm. Lineage: Eukaryota; Metazoa; Chordata; Mammalia; Rodentia; Sciuridae.
AUGUCUGAAGAGGAGGACACUUCAGCAGAAGUAGAAGAUAUCUUUAAUCCAUCAAGGCAGUCAGCAGAGCAGCCUCAAUUUAUUAACAAAACAUCAGAUGAGUUAAAUGAAGCUUCUUACUACUGGAAACCUUUCAACCAGAUUUAUGAAACAUAUCCUAUAGAAAAUACAUUACAGUCAGGUUCUUCCUCUGAAAGCAAGACUAACAGAAAUGAAGAACAAAAAAAAUUGGAAUUUUCUCAAACAAGAACUAGUGAUGCCGGCCUACUGUCAAAACCAGCAACUUCACAAAGUUCAUCACAACCCGUAACUGAGACAAUUUCCGACUAUCAGGUUUUCGUUCACUUCCAAUCACGUGAAAAAGCAGAAAAAAUUAGUUCACAAGUCCCUGAAGAAAAUCAGUCAUCUGACCUUAAGUCAGAUGACUUUACGCUUAACCUUGAGGCCAAGGGUUUACAAGAAUUCCCUAAGAACAUUUUAAAAAUCAAAUAUGUAAAAUAUCUGUACUUAGACAAAAACCAAAUAAAAACUUUUCAAGUGGCAGGCUCAGGUGACAUGCUAGGCCUUGAAAUUCUGUCCAUGCAAGAAAAUGCGUUAUCAUCACUCCCACCUGAAAUUCAGCUACUUUAUAAUUUAAGAAUAUUAAACGUCAGUCAUAAUCAAAUAUCACAAAUACCUAAAGAAAUUUCACAACUUGGGAAUUUAAGGCAACUCCUUUUAAAUAACAAUUACAUUGAUAAUUUUCCUUCUUCUGGUUUAGAAAAUCUUAAAAACUUAGAAAUUUUAAAUUUGGGUAAAAAUAAGUUAAGACAUAUACCAGACACUCUGCCUAGUUUGCAAAACAUGAGGGUGCUCAAUCUGGAAUAUAAUAAAUUAACAAUAUUUCCUAAAGCUCUAUGUUUUCUUCCAAAAUUAAUUUCACUAAAUCUUACUGGAAACCUAAUAGGCAGUUUGCCAAAAGAAAUUAGGGAACUUAAAAAUUUAGAAAAACUUUUAUUAGCUCACAAUAAACUUACCUUUUUGGCAGUAGAAAUUUUUCAAUUACGCAAAAUAAAAGAACUCCAGCUGGCUGACAAUAAAUUGGAAGAUAUUUCACACAAAAUUGAGAACUUCAGGGAACUGAGGAUUCUUGUACUUGAUAACAAUUUACUGAAAAAUAUGCCAGAGAAAAUUUCCUGCUGUGUGUUGUUGGAAUGCCUUAGUCUUAAUGAUAAUCAAUUAACAGAACUUCCUAAGAACAUCCAUAAGCUUAAAUAUUUAAAAAUACUCCAUGUAAACAGAAAUAAUAUAGUAAAAAUAACUGAAGGUAUCUUUCAUCUUAAUAAUUUACAUAGCCUGGAAUUUUCAAGAAAUAUAAUCACACAUGUUCCCAUUGAAGUAAAAAACUGUAAAAAAAUUACUAAGGUUGAAUUGAGUUAUAACAAAAUAACAUAUUUUCCAGCAGGACUCUGUGCACUAGAGUUACUUUAUUAUUUGAGUUGUAAUGGAAAUUCUAUUUCAGAAAUACCCAUGGAUAUAUCUUUCAGUAAACAACUGCGUCAUUUGGAAUUUAAUGAAAACAAACUCCUCACAUUUUCUGAGUACUUAUGUUCUCUUAUUAAUCUCAAUUACCUGGAUCUUGGUAAAAACCAAAUAGGGAAAAUUCCAUCAUCUAUUUCCAAUAUGGUAUCACUCCACAUACUUAUUUUAUGCUCUAAUACCUUUGAAACUUUCCCCAGAGAACUGUGUACGUUAAAAAAUUUGGAAGUACUUGAUCUUUCAGAAAACCAUUUACAGACAAUACCUUCAGAGAUAUGUAAUUUAAAAAGAAUCCAGAAAUUAAACUUCUCAAGCAAUCAGUUUGUAUAUUUUCCUAUCGAAUUGUGCCAACUUCAAUCACUGGAAGAGCUAAAUAUAGGUCAGAUCAAUGGGAAAAAGUUAACAAGACUUCCAGAUGAACUGUCUAAUAUAACUCAACUUAAAAAACUUGAUAUCUCAAAUAAUGCGAUCAGAGAGAUUCCAAAAAGUAUAGGGGAAUUGAGAAGUCUGGUUACUUUAUACGCUAACAACAAUCAAAUAAGUUCUCUUCCACCAUCUUUUUUAUCGUUAAAAGAUCUCAAGCAACUAAACAUGAAAGGAAAUAAUCUGACAGAUCUGCCCAGUGCCAUUUGUAGUCUUCUUUCCCUGGAGGAGAUAAAUUUUGAUGACAAUCCUUUGAUGAGACCUCCCAUGGAAAUCUGUAAAGGGAAACAGUUGCAUACUAUUGCAAGCUAUCUACAGAGGGCAGAUGAAAGAGAUGAGAAAAUCUUAGAGAAGACAUUCAAGAUAGUUGCCAACAAUAUUACUGAAACAAGUUUUGAAUUUUUGUGUCAAAAACUAAACCUGGUAAAAUCAGAAAAUAAUAUUCCUACAAAGAGCUUCAUUCCAUUAAAUGAAAGAGCCUACCAAGCAUUUGUGAAAUGGAAAACAGAAAAUAACUUAUCGCUAACUACUGCUGCUUUAAGAGACCAACUAGUUCGGGGACUAAAUAUGAUAGGAGCAUAUGACAUUAUGGACAAAAUAACAGCUUUAAAUCUUUUUACAUGUGCAAUUAAAUUCUAA